CAUGUCCAAAAAUAAUCAAAAUCGACCAAACUCUACAAAGAGUGAAGGUGACUCUGAUACAUGGGUGUUUGAAAAAGACCUUAAGAAAAUUAAACUUGCUACAGAAAGAGCCAGACGCGAUUUACUUGGGCCAUUUGGUGACGCACACGAAACAGAAACUGAUUAUUUUUACUUUCUUUUUAACUCGAGAAUGAGUGAAUCGACAAAGAGUUCCCUUGAUAACGAUUUGGAUGACGAAUUGUACAACAUUGAUAAUGAUUAUUUAAUAAAAUUAAACGCCAUUAGAAAAAAGUUGAACAUGAUUGAGUUAACUGACGAAGAAGCUGAACCUUCGAGGGCCGGGUGUGUUAUCACCGAAAUCACUGACAGUCCUAUUAAAAAUAAUAUUGAUAAACAAAACGAUUCGGAAAAAGAAUCUUCCGAAGCAAAGGAUUCUUCCUCCGAAAAAGAAAAAUGUAGCAACGUUUCACGUGACAAAUCAAAAAACCGAAAAUACAGACAGGCCAAAGAACACUACACUACCUCUAGUGAUUCAGAAUCUAUAUACAACGAAAAACAAUCAAUUAUUUCCAAUUUAUACUCGCAAAAACUUAAUGAAAACCUUAGCACCAUUGCACAAAGAAUAAAAGAAAAUUCACAUUCAUUUCUUGAAAAACCUGGACCAUCAACAAUGCACGCCAAAGAACUCCAAAUAGAUUAUGAUCCACCAAAAAAAAAAGUUUGCAUAAGAGAACAUUCUCCUAGAGUUGCUGCAAAACAAGAAUUAAUGACAAAUAAAAGUAAAACAAGCAUGAUGUUAACAAGCAAAAAAUCUUUGAUUAAAAGUAGCACCAGGGAAUUUUUGGAUAGAGAGAGAAAUAAAUCUCAUGAAAAUUCAAAUUAUCUAUGCAAUGUACAUGGAACUAAAAUACCCAUGAGGACGUAUGAGAAAACACCUGAGAACGAAGAAUCCCCUGAUAAAAGAAAAAUCUUUGAAAAGUCUCCCGAAAAAUAUAUCAAAAAUAGAAAAACAGCAGAUCAAGCUAAAACUUCAAAACCACCAGUGUUAAACAAAUAUGAACUCUCAUUAAAUAAAUUAAAAUCUAAAGCAUUUAUAAAAAAGGAAUCCAAACCUUCACAGGGGUCAUAUUUACAAAAAGGUGAAAGUUUAAAUCAACGAACAAGUUUCUUAAUGAAAAAUCUUGAAAAAACUAAAAACCUCUUUCAAACUAACAAAAAAGAUUAUGUUCCAGAAAAAACUACGAUUUUUCAAAAAAUCAAACAUUCACAGGACUGUAAAGUACCCCCUGGUGUUUGCAAUUCCAUCCACACGCAAGCUUUUCUACCUUUAGAAUCAUCAUGUAAAAGGGAUUGUAAAAAGAAAGUUUUGACUUCAGCUCCCGUGCAUUCAACUAAAAACAUUAUAAAAAAGUCAGCGUAUAGCGAUGAUGUCGAUUUUAGGUUGGAGAAUAUAUAUUUAAAUCAGAAUCAAUAUAACUCAGAAAGUUCUAGUUCCACUAUGGAUAACUCUACGGUAACCAAGUUAAGUUGUCAGCUGCAUCGUACGGCUCCUAAUACUGUUUUGGAUGAAGUUAAUAUUGAUAAAAGCCAAGUAGUAAUUAAAACAACAACUUUGCAAGACGAGGAUAAAACAUUUGAAGUCAAAAAUAAACAUUUACAAUCAUCUCGUAAAAAGGUAGUUCCGACUCCAACGAAAAAAAAAGUGAAACAGUCAGCAUAUAAUGAAGGAAAUUCAGGUACCACCGUCGAUUAUUCUACAAUUCCACUGGAGGACAAACCAUUUUUGGUUAAAAAUAAGGUGUACCCUGAAAAAUUUGAAAAGCAAAAAACAGUUAAACCAAUAAGUGAACUGGAGCUAAGUGUAGGUUUGGAUGUGCCGAAAAAAACAUCAACCAACUGCAACUUUCCUGCUAUAACCAACGUAACGAAACACGUUGGUUACUUAUCAGAAGAAGUAAGCUAUGUAGAAGCGAUUCAAAGUGAGCUUAGUUCGCACAAAAAUCGCGAUAACUCUAUUAGUUCAAAUAAAGUUGUCAAAUCAGAACCAAAAUUGUUGAUGAAAACGACCAUUCACCAGCAGGACAUGAGAUUUACCGAUUGCCAGUCUGCUGCGACGGAUUUGGACAACAGAUCAGUGGAAUGCCGCCAUCCCCGAACUGACGCCUUACCUCAAAACAACAGUUUACCAACCCAGGCUGUUUCUGAAGCUCGUGCGUCCUCUCCACAGUCAAAUGAAGAACCAAUCGCUUGUUUUAAUUGUCCUUGUUUCGAGCGGGUCAUCGAUUUAUUUAAGUGCAACUGGAAUUUAUAGUUAAUUGCAUUAGUAAUAUUAAGUGUAAUUAAGUAAAUAUAGUUACCG
Messenger RNA from Brassicogethes aeneus, 2359 nucleotides. The record is from the annotation of a GenBank genome assembly. NCBI's taxonomy places the organism in Eukaryota, Metazoa, Arthropoda, Insecta, Coleoptera, Nitidulidae.